AUGAUUAUUGGCGACCAGUUAUUAACCGUUUUUCUUCCAACAAAAUUUGUUGUUUAUUCAUCAUUAGCAGAAGAACGUUUAAUUAAAGAUUUAUUUCGUGGAUAUAAUCAUUUAAUUAGGCCUGUUGCCAAUUUAAGUAAUUCUCCGUUAGAAAUUCGGUUUUCGUUGGCUUUAAUUUUGUUAAUUAAUGUUGACGAGAAAAAUCAAAUAAUGCAAACAAAUGUUUGGCCAACAAUGAAAUGGAUUGAUUAUCAAAUGAAAUGGAAUCCUUCUGAUUAUGAAAAUAUUCGGACAAUUCGUGUUCCUCCAGAAAAAGUUUGGUUACCAGAUAUUGUUCUUCCCCCUAGAGUAAGGUUGGCGGAUAGUUGGAAAUCUUCGGAUAUCCGGAUCCACCAACCUUACCCCAGAGGGAUUGUUUUACAAAAUUUAUAUAUUUUUGUACUAAUAAUCCCAACAAUUUUCUCUUUUUUUCUCUUUCAAAAGGUCCCUCCAGCAAUUUACAAAAGUUCUUGUAUAAUAGAUGUUGAGUUUUUUCCUUUUGAUGAACAAACUUGUGCAAUGAUAUUUGGAUCGUGGACUUUUAAUAAAAAUGAAGUAAUAAUUAGUUAUUUGGGGAAUAAAAGGCAAGUAGAAUUAAAUGAUUAUUCUGAAAGUGCUAUUUGGGAUUUAAUGGAAGUACCUGGACAGUUAAUUCAUCAAAAAAGUAAAAUAUCUUAUCAAAUAAAAAUUAGAAGAAAAACCCUCUUCUACACAGUAAUUCUAAUUAUUCCAACUGUUUUAAUGGCUUUUCUUUCAAUGCUUGUUUUUUAUUUACCUGCAGAAGCCAACGAAAAGAUAACUUUAGCUAUAAGUAUUUUACUUGCUUUAGUUGUAUUUUUACUUCUUGUCUCAAAAAUAUUACCUCCAACAUCUGACACAAUACCUUUAAUGGCCAAAUAUUUAUUAAUGAUUUUUGUUUUAAAUAUAAUAACAAUUAUUGUAACUGUAAUAAUUAUUAAUAUUUACUUCCGAGGGCCAACAACACACAAAAUGCCCCCUUGGGUUUACUCGAUAUUUAUUUGUAAAUUACCCCUUCUUUUAAUGAUGAAUAGACCACAAAAUGUUUUUAAAGAUUUUAAUUCAAAAAAAUUUUCUUUAAAUUCUUCGACAACACAAACAAAACAAAAUUUUAAGCCUGGAAAGUUUAUUGAAAUGAAUAAAACUAAAAAAUAUUUUCACCAUCCAAAUUGUUCAGAAUUUAUAGAACCAUUAAUUUAUUUACAAAAACAAGAAAAACAGAAACAAAGGUUACGUAAAAGGAGGAUGUCCCAACCUGUGGUCACUCCCGCCCCUUUCCCUUCCCAUCGAGAAUUGGGUACUGAGGAUAGUGAACUUCUAAAUGAACAAGUUUUAAAAGCAAUGGAUGCAGUUGAUUGUAUUACAGAACAUUUACGAAGAGAAAAUAUUAAUAAAAAAAUACGUGAAGAGUGGAGAUUUGUUGCUAUGGUAAUUGACCGUUUACUUCUCUAUAUUUUCUUCGGAGUAACUGUUGGCGGGACAAUUGGAAUUCUCUGUUCUGCUCCGAAUAUUUUUGAAAAUGUUAAUCAAACACAAGUUAUUACACAACUUAAACGUUCUGCUGAAGCUGAAAUGAAAUUUUGA
This is a messenger RNA of Meloidogyne enterolobii, 1641 nucleotides long. The record is from the annotation of a GenBank genome assembly. Lineage: Eukaryota; Metazoa; Nematoda; Chromadorea; Rhabditida; Meloidogynidae.